GUCAGUUCAUCAUUUUAAACAAUUUUUUUGGUUUUGAAAAUCACAAAUUUGUAUUUUUAAACAGACUUUUAUACAAAUACUGAUACUGUGAAGUUAGUGAAAAUGGAGUUUAGUGGCUAAGGAAUAUUGUGAAGUUAAUUAAGUAGGAUGAAAAGUAGUGAAAAGUUAAUUAAAGAAUAAAAUUUAAAAUAACAGACGCUAGAAUUGAAAUUUCAAUAUUUGUAACUUAAACUACUCACCUGAACAUAAAUAAAUUAAUUAAUAUAAUUAAUAAGUGAAUGAUGAGUGCGAGGAAAUAUCCUAAAAACAUUAAUUUAUUUAAAUAACGAGCAUAAAUUGUGAAAAAAACAAAAAGUUUGAGGUUAGGGAAAGAGAAUUUGAGAAAGAGAAUUUUUUUGUUUGUAUUUGUUAUUUUUUUUUUAUUUAACAACAUAAAACCUUAGUCUGCCUGCCUGCCUCUACAUUGCAAAAUAAUGAUUUAAAUGAAAUUUAAUAUAAUUUAUCAUAAACUUAUUAAUCAGUGAUGGUGAUCAGAAUAGAGAGAUUUGAGUGAAAUUGAAGGAAUAACAAGAAGAAGAUAGGAACAAGAAAAAAAUUGUACACAAAUUUAUGUGCAUAAUUGUAAAGGAUGCCUUAUGGAGGAAUUACAACGUUUGGCCAGUCAACGCCACAAUUAGAUUCACCAUUACAACAUACAGGAACAAUUGUUACGCAACAUUUGGGAAAUGCUGCGACAAUCUAUACUGGAUCAUCGGAAAAUGGAAGUCCUAAUAAUGCAAUUGUUUCAUCAAGUGCUAUUCAAACAUCACAAUCCGCUGGAACAUCCACAACAUCUUCAUUGUUUCGGAGUGACGAUAAGAGACUUACACGUGAGGCAAUGGAGAAAUAUCUGCGAAAUCGCAAUGACAUGAUCAUUGUAAUUUUACAUGCUAAGGUAGCACAAAAGUCAUAUGGUAACGAGAAGAGAUUCUUCUGUCCACCGCCAUGUAUAUAUUUAUUUGGUGAAGGCUGGCGUCUUCGACAGGAGCAAAUGUUAAGGAAAGGUGAAAGUGAACAAGGCUCUCAAUUAUGUGCCUUUAUUGGUAUAGGAAAUUCUGAUCACGAUAUGCAACAGUUGGACCUCAAUAAUGGAAAACAGUACUGUGCCGCAAAGACUUUAUUUAUUUCUGAUUCUGAUAAACGGAAGCAUUUUAUGUUAAGUGUAAAAAUGUUUUAUGGAAAUGGACACGAUAUUGGCUUAUUUAAUUCAAAGCGAAUCAAAGUCAUUUCGAAGCCCUCAAAAAAGAAACAAUCAUUAAAGAAUGCUGAUCUCUGUAUAGCUAGUGGGACUAAAGUUGCUCUCUUCAAUCGACUUCGGUCGCAGACUGUGUCGACUCGAUAUCUUCAUGUCGAAAAUGGACAUUUUCACGCGAGCUCGACUCAAUGGGGAGCAUUUACUAUACAUUUACUUGACGAUAAUGAGAGCGAGUCUGAGGAGUUUGCAGUUCGUGAUGGAUAUGUUCAUUAUGGUGCUACUGUAAAAUUGGUUUGUAGUGUAACAGGAAUGGCAUUGCCACGUUUAGUGAUUAGAAAAGUUGAUAAACAAAUGGCACUGCUGGAAGCUGACGAUCCCGUUUCACAACUACAUAAAUGUGCAUUUUAUAUGAAAGAUACAGAGCGAAUGUAUUUAUGUCUAUCGCAAGAAAAGAUUAUUCAAUUUCAAGCAACACCAUGUCCAAAAGAGGCGAAUAAGGAAAUGAUUAAUGAUGGAGCAUGUUGGACAAUUAUCUCAACAGACAAGGCAGAAUAUCAAUUUUAUGAAGGAAUGGGACCUGUUAGAACGCCAGUGACGCCAGUUCCAGUCGUGCAUUCAUUGAAUCUCAACGGUGGUGGAGAUGUUGCCAUGCUGGAAUUAGCUGGUGAAAAUUUCACGCCUGCACUUCAAGUUUGGUUUGGUGAUGUUGAGGCAGAAACAAUGUACAGAUGUGCUGAAGCACUUUUAUGUGUCGUUCCUGACAUUUCACAAUUUCGCGGUGAAUGGCUUUGGGUUCGACAGCCCACCCAAGUGCCUGUUACUCUUGUGCGUAAUGAUGGCAUCAUCUACGCAACCGGAUUAACAUUUACCUACACGCCUGAGCCGGGACCAAGACAGCAUUACACACAGGCGGAUGACGUAAUGAGAGCAUCACAGAAUCGUACGAGAACUGAGAACAAUGCAAAUAAUAAUAACAAUAGUCCAAGUAAUACAGCGAAUCACAAUCCAAGUAGUAAUAGUAGCAGUACACCGUCAACAGCCACUAUGUCACCAGUGAGCCUUAAUCAAAGUUAUCCUUCAUUACCAUCAAUAUCAGAAAUGUCAUCUUGGAAUAUGCACACUGGACUUCAAUAAUAGUUGGAUUUUGUUCGAAAUUUAUUUUAAUACGUAAACGUGCAAUGCUCUCAGGAAGUGCUAAAAUACUUUAUUAUUAUUUUCGGUGAUCAAAUAAUCCUAAAAAAAAAUUAAAAAAAGAGAAAUCUUUUCUUAUGUUCAGGGAGUUUCCAAUGACAAACUUAAAGAAAAAAACAUCGAAUAGAAAUAAUUGUUUCUAUGAACCAAAGAACAAACAAUUAAGGAAGAAUGCCUGAAUGUUUCAGGAUGUUAAUGAAAGGUUUUUUGAUAAUUCCUUACUUAAAUUUUAAAAAAAGACAAUUAAAGUGCAGAAAAAGACAGUCAUUAAUUUAGGAAGGAGGAUUUUCUUCGCUUUGUUGGAAUAUAUGCCAAUUUAUACUGUAGAUUUUUAUUUAUUUUUACCUAAGUAGUAUUUUCCCCCCAUCAAAUUAUUAUGCAAUUACUUUCCGAUGUUAGACAAUUUAUCAACGAAAAAUGUGAUUGAAUGCAUUCGCAUAACGUUUAACGGUUUUUCUAGAUUUGAAAAAAAAGCAUAAAAUUUAAAAUAAUUUGUACCGUUAGAUUUUGAAUUAUUUUUUUAAGAUUAAAUAAUUUACAACAUAGACAAUGUACUUGUGCGAAUGCAUUUUCAUCAAAAAAAAAAUGAACAAUACCAAAUUGAAAAUUUGCGAUGUGAAAAAAUGAACAAAGUUUCAUUAAUAAGUAAUGGACAUAUUUAACUGAUGGAAACAAUCGGAUUUUAACAAAAAAGAUGUAGAGGUAGAUGUAUGUCUUGAGAAUCUUAAGAUAUUUUUGUAAAUAGAGAAAAAUCAAUAGUAUUUUACUAAAUGAAAAGUGAGAAGAAAAACCUUUAGUUUAUAUACUUAAGGAUCUUUUUGGACAGUAAAUUGUAAUUUAUAUACAUCUAUAUAUUGAGAAUGAAUGAAUGAAACAAUUGUAGAAAUUAAAUAAAUGAAAAAAUUAAACAAUUU
Molecule: messenger RNA, 3339 nt
Organism: Chironomus riparius
Lineage: Eukaryota; Metazoa; Arthropoda; Insecta; Diptera; Chironomidae
Source: the annotation of a GenBank genome assembly